AUGGAUUUAUUUCUGGACAAAAGUUGGGUGAAACUAAAUAGAGCUCGGGAAGAGUAUAGGAAUGCUUUAGUAACUUUUUUGGAUCAUGCAUUUGCUACUUCUGCUGUAGAGAACAAGAUUGCUUGUCCAUGUGGAAAUUGUGCUAAUCGCUUUUAUCAUGAAAGAGAAUUAGUUAUGAAACACAUGAUCAUGAAAGGGAUGGAUAUUGAUUAUCAGAAGUGUAUUUGGGUAUUUCAUGGAGAACCUAGGGUCUGUGAUGGUGAUAGGUUUUUACACAACAACUCAACUGAUGUGACAAAUAAUGCAUGUGACAAUGAUAUUCUUAGAAUGGUGGAAGAUGCUUUUGAAUUUCGUGAACCAUCAAGUAGCACUACACCAAGUAUGAAUGAUGAAGAAAAAACAUUUUUUGAGUUAAUUGAUGAUGCUAAGCAACCUUUAUACCCUGGUUGUGAAGAAUUUUCCAAGCUUUCCUUCAUUGUUGAAAUGUAUCAUUUGAAAUGUUUGUAUGAAGUAUCUAAUGUGGGUUUUGAUGCAUUUGUAAAAUUAUUUAAAAGAGCUCUUCCUAAAGAUUCCACAUUGCCGAAUUCUUUCAAUCAGAUACAAACUAUCAUUAAGAAACUUGGUCUAGAUUAUAAAAAGAUUGACGUGUGUCCAAAUGAUUGUGUUCUUUUUUGGAAAGAAAAAAUUGUUUUAGAUAAGUGUCUUGUUUGUGAUGAAUUGCGAUGGAAGACAACUGAUGAUGGUUCAAUAAUUAAAUUAGCUAGUGGUCAAAAGGUGCCAAAAAAGGUGUUGCGUCAUUUCCCUUUGAUACCCAGGUAUCCUACUUUUUCUAGUGAUGCACGUAAUGUCAGGCUUGGUUUGAGUAGUGAUGGAUUUAAUCCAUUUGGAAUGAUGAGUAGUCAAUAUAACAUAUGGCCAGUUGUUUUGAUGGCUUACAAUUUACCCCCUUGGUUAUGUAUGAAGCAAUCUUAUUUCAUGCUUUCAUUAAUUAUACCUGGACCAAAAGGCCCUAGUAAUGAUAUUGACGUGUUCUUAGAACCUUUAAUUGAUGAGUUACAAUUAUUAUGGGAGGUUGGCGUAGAUACUUUUGAUGCUUCAAAAGGUGAAACCUUUAGAUUAUAUGGAGCACUACUUUGGACAAUAAAUGACUUUCCUGCAUACGACAAUCUAUCUGGUUGGAAAAUUAAAGGAAAAUGUGCAUGCCCUUAA
Molecule: messenger RNA, 1209 nt
Organism: Spinacia oleracea (spinach)
Lineage: Eukaryota; Viridiplantae; Streptophyta; Magnoliopsida; Caryophyllales; Amaranthaceae
Exons: 2
Coding region: 1-1209 (402 amino acids)
Source: RefSeq, a predicted model, not a curated record